Molecule: messenger RNA, 1191 nt
Organism: Cylindrotheca closterium
Lineage: Eukaryota; Bacillariophyta; Bacillariophyceae; Bacillariales; Bacillariaceae
Source: the annotation of a GenBank genome assembly
AUGGUGGCAGAUUGGGUACAAACAAAGACAUUAACUUCAUCAAAAUCUGCAUCACCUCCUGCAGACCAGAAUACUCCACAACUCUGGAUGUACACGGGAUCACUUUAUGAUCCCUUAGAUGGGAGAAAGAUUGCUAACAUACAGGGAUUGGAAUGCGUAUCGUUGUGGGAUACUGUGACAAAUUCGUCUGCACUUCAGAUGGAAUCAUUGCUCAAGAAUCCAAACGCUACUUUUGACGAUGCUGCGACUUUGAGAAUGUCAAAAGUAUUUUGCUACACUAGCCUUGACGACGACAAGCCUAGUCUACUACGGCAAAUAAGGAUCCGACCAAACUCGCCACGAAAAACGAUUCCUUUGGAUCAAUCCAUUGCGCUUUGGGAAACCGCAACGACCUAUGUGUCACGUGGAGACCAACUGUACGUCCACUCGGAGUGGCCCAGUGGCGAGCAUCUUUGGGCACAAACAAGGCCUUCAAUAAAAGCACGGCAGGUGCCAACCACCUCAACAUCGCCAUCAAGAUCAAAGAGCGAUUCCAUACAAAGUGGUGGCAAAAAGGGAAGUCCACAAGAGUUUACAGUUUUCACGAAACGAAGGUCUCCAAAAAGCCGACUGUUCUUGCCCGACCUGACAUCCAAAACAAGUGAAUCUAGCAACAACGAAACUGUUGUGUCUCCGAAGCGUUCAACAUGGAUUCAAUUUGGAAGCAGCACCCUGGAAACACAAAACAAGUUUGGAGCACGGGAAACCUAUCAGAUAACAUCCUCACCCAAGAAAGAUGAUCUGCCUCCGAAGCCAUGGUGGCUUCCAAGACUACCUAGACGAGAACAAAGUCCAACGCUAUCGUCGGAGGCUCGAAUUCAAUACACUCGCUACGGAGAAGGUCCACCGUUCUACGCUCCAGGUCGCAUGUGUAUGCUUGAAUUGGAAGGACGGCCGAUUGAUAGUCUUGGCGAUGCAUCGAAUCUCUUGCAACAAGUGAUUCGACAACGCACAAGAGGAUUUCCCCACAAGGCAGCUGGCAGUGCGCAGACGGAAAACGAUACGUUUCCAUUUGGGAGUUUUCAGCUGAUUCCUGAUUCCACGGUGGACAAAUCGGCACUUGGAAAGCUUCAAUACAAGGCUUUGCAGGGCUGGGAUACGCUGAAGCGAUUGUCGAGUUUUCAGGCGGGUCCUUUCAGGUUUGGCUUGUAG